Lathyrus oleraceus (garden pea) is the source of this 1757-nucleotide messenger RNA. Its product is annotated as hexose carrier protein HEX6. Gene Ontology annotation, molecular function: monosaccharide transmembrane transporter activity. Gene Ontology annotation, cellular component: membrane. Lineage: Eukaryota; Viridiplantae; Streptophyta; Magnoliopsida; Fabales; Fabaceae. Gene Ontology annotation, biological process: monosaccharide transmembrane transport. The record is from RefSeq and is a predicted model, not a curated record. The coding region runs from base 92 to 1615 and encodes 507 amino acids. The transcript has 3 exons.
CAUUUGACACACUAUAAAUCUAUUUAUACAAAUAUUUGCUUUUAUUGUUAAUAAAGAAGAAACAAAACUGAAAUUAUUAUUAGCAAAAGCUAUGGCAGUAGAGCUCCAAAUUGCAAACCAUGGAAGAGAAUACAAUGGAAAGAUGACUUCUAUUGUGAUUCUAUCUUGUAUGGUAGCUGCCACUGGAGGCAUUAUCUUUGGUUAUGAUAUAGGAAUUUCAGGUGGUGUAACAUCUAUGGUGCCAUUUUUGGAGAAGUUUUUUCCAGAUGUAUACACUAAGAUGAAACAAGACAAGAAGAUUAGCAACUACUGCAAAUUUGAUAGUCAACUUCUAACAACGUUCACUUCAUCACUAUAUAUAGCUGGUCUUUUAGCAUCUUUUUUUGCAUCAUCGGUCACAAGAGUGUUCGGUCGAAAACCAUCGAUUCUCGUAGGUGGUGCUGCAUUUCUUGUUGGAGCAGCUCUUGGUGGUGCUGCUCUUAAUAUUUAUAUGUUGAUACUUGGUAGAGUUCUUCUUGGUGUUGGAAUCGGUUUCGCUAAUCAGUCAGUCCCAUUAUAUCUAUCAGAAAUGGCACUUCCAAGAUACAGAGGAGCAAUCAACAAUGGCUUCCAACUAUGUGUUGGAAUUGGAGUUCUAUCAGCAAAUUUAAUCAACUUCGGUACAGAAAAAAUCAAAGACGGUUACGGCUGGAGAAUUUCUCUAGCCAUGGCAGCAGUUCCAGCUUCAAUCCUCACAUUAGGAGCAUUUUUUCUCCCAGAAACACCAAACAGCAUAAUCCAAAACAGCAAAAACCAUCAAAAAGCUAAGUUAAUGUUGCAAUCCAUAAGAGGCGCAAACGAUGUCGAACAAGAGUUCGAUGAUCUUAUUGUAGCAAGUAACAUGUCAGACUCUAUCAAACAUCCAUUCAAGAACAUCUUGCAAAGAAAAUAUAGACCUCAACUUGUCAUGGCAGUAACCAUACCUUUUUUUCAACAAUUCACCGGAAUCAAUGUCAUUUCGUUCUAUGCUCCUAUACUAUUCCUAACCAUUGGAUUAGGCGAAAGCGCUUCACUUUUGUCUGCGGUUAUGAUCGGUAUCGUAGGUACUACUUCAACAUUCAUCUCAAUGCUUAUAGUCGAUAAACUAGGUAGAAGAGUUCUGUUCAUAUCAGGUGGAAUUCAAAUGUUUUUCUCGCAGAUUCUUAUCGGAAGUAUAAUGGCAUUUCAACUCGGUGAUCAAGGUGAAAUAAGCAAGAAAUACGUAUACUUGAUUCUAGUUUUGAUAUGUAUAUAUGUAGCGGGAUUCGCUUGGUCUUGGGGGCCAUUAGGAUGGUUGGUUCCUAGCGAGAUUUUUCCGUUGGAGAUAAGAUCAGCAGCACAAAGUAUAACAGUUGCAGUGAAUUUUCUGUUUACUUUCAUUGUUGCUCAAACUUUUUUGACUAUGUUAUGUCAUUUCAAGUAUGGAACUUUCUUCUUUUUCGGAGGUUGGGUGGUUGUGAUGACAGUGUUUGUUUAUUUUCUGUUACCGGAAACCAAGAAUGUUCCGAUUGAGCAGAUGGAUAAGGUUUGGAGAGAGCAUUUGUUUUGGAAGAGGAUUGUUGGAGACAAGAGUGACAAUGGCAGACAAACAGUGUAGUUUUAUUGUUGUAAGCAUCUAAAUGUCCUCUCGAACCUACUCGAUUUUUUUCGUAACCAUGUCAUAGGUACGAAGUAUUUACAAAUGUGUUUGGUUUUUGAAAGAGUAUUGCAAGAAAAAACAAAGAAAAAAGUUGACGGUA